Messenger RNA from Asterias rubens (European starfish), 1083 nucleotides. RefSeq lists its product as uncharacterized. The coding region runs from base 1 to 462 and encodes 153 amino acids. The record is from RefSeq and is a predicted model, not a curated record. The transcript is spliced from 2 exons. Lineage: Eukaryota; Metazoa; Echinodermata; Asteroidea; Forcipulatida; Asteriidae.
AUGGCAUCCACCACGGACAUCACACUCACAGAGCCGGAAACAAAAUUAUCAAAUUCCGACGAUUUACAGCCGUCGCAACCCGUUCUACUUACGGAAGGAAGUUUUGCGGUAGACGAUGUUCCCACAGAACAGAAGAAAACUAGUGAAACAAUACCAGUAGCGUCGGAGAAUGACUUAAAAGAUGAAACGUUGAGUCAGAAAAUUGACAGAUUGGAAGAGUUGAACGAGGAAGAACCGCAGGACGAACUGAAAUACGUUCCACCGCUACAGGACCCGUACUCUCGCAGUGUCAAGUACAUGGAGAAACACAAUGUCAUGCAGAUUUUUCAGCAUUUAACAGCAGAGAUCGUUUACCACAAACCCACCGACCCUCUGCAGCAUAUGCUGGAUGAACUGAAUAGAAUGGUUUCAGAGAGAGAACUUAAGCGAGAGGAAACACUCAAAAGUGCGGGUAUAGUGUGAUGACCUUUGACCCAUCAAUGACACUGAUCACGAAGAGACUGUCUACAUUUAUUGACUCUCCAUAUUGGAUACCGAUACCCAGCAUGCAGCAGUCAUCUCCGUUCAUUGACCUCAUUGGAUCAAAAGGAUACUGUUUGAGCUCUGAUCAUACAAAGCAAUAUCUACAAAGCAAUCAACGAUAUUGUAAGAGAUAUUGUUCUUCAGUAUCAUGUGAUUCCAGUCAUCUUCAUGGCAGAAUCUUGUUCUACGAUUUUGUGGCGACUUCUUAAGCACAGGGGUGAACAGUUUGGAUUGGGUCGAUGAGCUAUAUUGACAUGCAUGAGAGUGGAUAACAGUGGAGGAUUGAGGACACCUGUGGGCAUGUGGGCUUAGUUUGGAGUAAAAGACCCUUUCAUCACAUUGACAGACAGAGUCGGAAGUUGUGGAACUGGGUCUAAUUUCAUAAAGCCGUUAAGCAGAAAAUACUGCUUAGCAAAUUUCUACAAUCAGCCAAAAAUAGGUGGGGCACCAGUCACAACAAUGUAAAAGUUUAUGGACUUUUGGCUAGCAACCAGUUUCUGCACAGUAUAUUUUUGUCUUACUUUAAAGGAACACGUUGCCGUGGAUCGGUCGAGUUGGUCU